AUGGUGAAGAUCACCAACACCGGGCACUUCCCUGCAUCUUUCCGUGUCGAUGGAUAUGUCCUGUAUAACACAGGCUUCAGCGUGUGCCUGGAGCGUGUGAAGCACCUGCCCUCCUGUGAGAGCAAGACAUUUGAAGUGUGCUUCGACCCACAAAGUGCCAACGUGCCCCUGGGAAAAGUGGAUGUGCUCCUGCCCAUCAAGGUCAGAGGAGGCCCCACAUUCCAGGUCCGCCUCCGUGCCAUGGUGGCUGAGCCGUCCCUCUGCGUGUCCAGGGACAGGCUGGAGUUCUCUGCUGUCCAGUGUGGGCAGUGCCAGGAAGAAACCAUCCAGCUCCACAACACGUUCCAGGUCCCCUGUAAAUGGUCCAUCAGCAUGACUGAUCCUGUUCAGGAGGUGGACAAACAUCUGCCAGUGAGCGAGCACCAGAAGCUGCUGGAGGAGAUGAAGUCUGUGCCCUGUGGCUUUGAGGUGCUGCCCUCAGCUGGAAGCCUCGCUCCAGGACAGCAGUGCCACGUCCAAGUCCGUUUUUCACCCACGGAAGAGAAGUGCUACCGGGGCGAGCUGCAGAUCCAGAUUUGCCAGAGCAGCCAACGCCUGCAGGUGCCGGUCUUGGGACGUGGUCUGGAGCCACGGCUGGAGUCCAUCCCCGCAGAGCUGGAGCUGGGGACCCCCUACAGACACCAAAAAAUGACAACAGCCCCAACAGCUUGUUGCUGCCUCCGUGUGCCCCGGGAGAGAAGCUGA
Messenger RNA from Melopsittacus undulatus (budgerigar), 744 nucleotides. RefSeq names its product hydrocephalus-inducing protein homolog. The coding region runs from base 1 to 744 and encodes 247 amino acids. The transcript has 6 exons. The record is from RefSeq and is a predicted model, not a curated record. Gene Ontology annotation, biological process: axonemal central apparatus assembly; cilium movement. Lineage: Eukaryota; Metazoa; Chordata; Aves; Psittaciformes; Psittaculidae. Gene Ontology annotation, cellular component: axoneme.